GAUAACAUAUCGAGAACUUCUGUAUUUAUAGAUCUAAUCAACAAGUCAGACUGACUUCAGGUUUACAAUGGAAUGGUUCUAGGCAAUAGACGAUUGAUACAAAUAUCGUCAGUGUCAGGAGUGCCUCUCCUUUUACACUUGACAUGAAGCUAGAUGAUCAAAUCUUGGUUUGAUUAGACUACUGGUCACCCAACCUGUAACCUUAAUCCUUCAGGAUUUUAAGUUCUGAAAGAAGAACGCUUUUAAACUUUCAAAGCAACUCUAUAGAUCUCUCUAUUCACCUCGCAUCAGUUAAUCCUACCAUAAGACCGUGCAUUUUAAAGCGGAAAUAAAACAAACCAACACGCUCAGCCAAACAGGAGACAUCUGAAUAUAGCCGGGUUUAAUCUUGGCGUGGUACAGUGAACUAAUUACUGUGAGAGAACGGUGUGCACGCAUACCGGUACACUUAAGUGCGAAAGAGAAGGAACUGGGCAGUUUUCCAAGAUGAAUUUGAUGUUUCGGAAGAACUUCAGCGGGGAGAAGAGCCUCUCGUCGAGCGGGGGUGGGGGCAAGGCGCGGGGCGCGCUCGGCGCAGGGAGGAACGCCAAGCGCCGCGACCGCGAGCGAUACUCCUGCAUGGAGGAACACCACUACAAGACCCACAUAUUCUUCUCCGCGGCACCGCGCGCCAGUACUCAGUACAACGACAUCACAGAACGAUGCGGGCCAGUACUGGGCGGCGGCACGGGCACGGAGCCGGAGCCGCCGCAGCCGCUGGUGACGCGCGAGCCGUCGGUCUCGCUGCUGCGCUGGGACCGCGGCCCGACCACCACCGUGCCCACCGACCGCCGCCGCACUGAGCCCGUCUCGCUCGCCACACUGGAGAAAGACUGCUUCGUUAUACCGGCGCACGCACUUGAUCGGUUCUUGCCUGAUGGGGUGCCGCUUCCAGUUCCACCUCCAACCCCAGAGAAAGGAAUGACAACAAAGACUGCACAAAACUCUCUUAGCAUCCUUGAAAUAGCUGAUCCUAAGUUGUGUAUAUUGGCUCACCUCAUGAGCCCCUUGGAGCCAAUAGAGCCAAUAUUGGAGUCGCCGCUUGCCAAACCUUUGAUAAGACAAAAAGCUGCCGCAGGGGAGCUGUUGAACGAAGUAGCACAAGCCAAUACUGCGGUUGGGGGCAUGUUGUUGGCAAACAUGGAGAAAAACGCGGAAUUCCCAUUCAUAUCAUACUAUGUUAUAAACACGACGCAAACUGACCCAUUGCUCUUCUACAACAACAUGAGAUGUGCUUCCUUGAACAAGUUCGAUCCGAAGACUAUUAGGUACUCUGCGGCGCACACCCUAGACUUGUAUAGUGAAGUAGCAAUGAUUUGUAGGCCUCCGUUUAAUGAUUUAGCUGGCGGACCGAAGAAGUCGCACACUCCUACUACUGGAUUCAUCAUUAGUGUUUAUAAGGUAUUCGAAGGCGACGAUGGCGAGCGGUUCGAAAGAAACUGGCUGUACUGGACCGGGGCCAGGAUGCUGUACCGGCACCUGCCUCACACGGUGGGCCUGCGGAAGAUCGCCCUUCACAAAUCAGUGGCCGCACACGGAGACAAGAUGUACCUGUUAGUGUGCGAGUGUGCCAACCUCAUGGACGAUCUGUCCGGAGCAGCUAUGCUGGUGACGGCUCUCCGGGCCAGGCUCUGCGGGUACACCGGCCUGUACAGACCUAUACAGACUUUCUAGUAGAGGGAGACAGGCCUUGACGGCCAUGACGGUGUUGCUCUGUAGUUUUGGAGGCAUCUCUUAGAAUGUUUGUAUUGGUGAAUUUUGGGAUGUUGAUGGUACUGAUUUAGAGUUUGUACUGGGUAUAUUAUUGCAUUAAUCUCUUGCACAAAUGUGUUGUACAAAGCUUGGUCAAUCCCUCCGGUCGAAUCGACAAAAAACAGUAAGAAACAAUGGUUUAAAAAUAGCUAAAUUGACAGUACAGAUCCCAGAAAGCAGACUUCCUAAAUUAAGUACCAAUAGACUUUCAAAACCGAUUUUCACCAAUCUAAAGGUGUCAACAAAAUAGGUCAUCGACAACACUCGUAUAUAACGGACCAAAGUAUUAAUAUUACAUUUAAGAUCGUCUUAAAUGGUGUACAAUGUAUGACUGGGUACAGGCGUGUCGAGCCAAAGUGUUCUUGUCUUAGUAAUAAGAGAUUUUAAUAUCGAAACGAGUGAUUUAAUUCUGUAGACGCUAUUUUUCCUAUAAACCUCUCAAUACUUUUAUAUGAUCUAUUACAAAACGAAUCACUUCAUAGUUCAUAUUGACAGCUAGAUAAUAUACUAUCAAUCUGAUAGAUGAUGGCUAUUCGAAUAUUUUUGUGUAUUUUGGGUGAAUGUCUUCCAAACUGUGGCGUACCCAAUAUUUGAUAGAUUGAUACAGUGAUUUAGAUUAUACCGUAUGACUAGCACUUUCUGCCGUUGUUCUAUUAUAUUUUGAAGGAUAUUCGUUGGUCUUUUUAUAAUUUUGUAACAUAUCUUAAUAUACAUAUCAUUAAACAUAAAGAAGUGAAAAGUUACUUACCUACUCCAUGUUCCGGUUCACUUUAAAGUCAGAAGAAGAUAUAUAUUCAAAAUCUUGAUACGAUUCCUCUAAUCUUUUUAUGACGCGUGACGGCAUUCACGAAUUUUCCUAUUGCAAGCAAUAAAAUAGUGUUUAAUAGAUUUACUUAUUUGGAAAUUACUUAAAUUGACGUCAUAGCUGUUCAUUCACUGCUUAAUUUCUUGUCUUCAAUUGUUUGCUAAUGAACCACCUCAUGUCAAAUUCUCAAAUAAUUAUAACUGCCACAAUUUAAAUUUGAAAUUUUUACUAAUUCUAAUUCUAUUCGCAUAUGCUCACUUAAAAAAAAAGUAAUUUUAAUUAUUAUGUAAAGAUGAGAGGCCAAUAAGCGUCACAAUAUUGUAGAAUAAUAAAUUAAAAAUAGUAAAUAAUAUAAAAGCUUAUGCGUUCUAAGCUUGGUUUAGAUGGUGAAAAAACAACUGAAAUAUUUACAUUUAAGGACACUAUGAAGUAUUGUAUCUGUUCUGUUAAUAAGGUAGGUACUUAAGUAUCUAACAGAAUAGAACGUUAAUAGAUAAAUAGCUAAAGAUUUAAAAAAAUAUGCUGGUGAAUUGCAAUCGCAUUGUAUUUUUAACCAACUUCAAAAGAGGUUUAUUUUUACUACGCUAUAGUGAAUUCAGUCACCGUCUAAACCUUUCUUAGUUAAACUUAAUUAGAUAUUGUCACUACUAAACAUUAACUUCAAAACUGUUUAAUAUGCUGGACCGACACUAAAAAUAUAUAUUUGUAAUUAAAUAAUUUGUACGACCAAAAGCCUACCUGAUAUUGUGAUUCAUUAAAUAAUAAAUUAAUAUUACGUGCACAAAGUAUAAACUUAGAUCGGCUUGAGAAGCGUUUGUAUUUUAAGAUAUUGUAAUAGAAUAUUAUUAGUGAAAUUGUAUCGUGACUAAUACAAGGUCUUGAGAGAAGUAUAAUUUCUACAAACAAAAAUGCAUUGUAGAACAAUUUAAAUGUAUGAAAGUGACAACUCUGAAGUCACUUGCUUACAUAGAAAUGUCAAAUUCAUACAUUGGAAGAAUUUUAAUCGCCAUUGUCGUUUGUAGAAAUGUCACUUGUCCACUGGAGUUCAAUAGUUUGACAAAUAGCAUCUAUAUUAAAUCUCACUCAUGGAUUAUGAUAAGUUGAUUCAAUGCUAGUCUUUAUUUUUUUUAAAUAAUAUAUUAAAGGAAAGUCAGUAAUUAGAACUUAGAAAGUUAGUAAAACGAGUUCUGAUAUCUCAAUAAACCUCAUUUUUUGUGUUUUCGCAUGCAAUGCGCACAGUUUAGAAUAUUGCACAAUUACUUAAGUACUAAUACAGUUUACGACGUUGUUUUUAAAAUUCGUGUCUAUUUUGCUGUCUCAAUAGUUCACGCUAAUGGAAUCGCUCAAUUUUGUGGGAGUGACAAAUCUAUCUGACGAAUAGAAUUGUAAUUUCCAUACAUUGUGCCGAUUUGUACUUACUUGUAGAAAUGUCAUUUGUCUACAAGUCUUUGACCGUAUUAUCAUCGAAUAGACGCGUUUUAAUUUGAAUGAUAUUAUUAUUAAUUUUCUAGUCAAUAACCCACAAGUUUUCUUUUGCUAUGGUGCUAAUUCUAGUCAAUUUAUAGAUAGCAAUAAAUCGAUGCUUGCAAUGAGAAUAGCUAGCACGGUUAAGAAUCCAGUUUUAGGCGUUUAAUUUAUUUAUUUAUGUUAAUAUAACAGUAAGUUAGACAGUUAUUUAAGUAAAUAGCAAUUUCUUUAUCUGAAAAAACUUUGACAAUUUCUAUAGCAAAAAUUAUUAGAAGUAAUCUGUUUUAAGAGUAUUAUAGAUAGUUAUUAUGCAAUUUUAUAAGGCUUAAUAAAAUUGUAAUGUAAGAAAUAAUUGUACUAAUUAAAGUUUGUAAGUAAGGUAAAAUGUUGGGGUUGUGUGGGCACCAAAAACGUAAUAUUGCAAGUUAUUGUUCUAAAACAAAAUAUAGAGAAAUAAAUAGUAUCUACUUAAUACAUCCCUGUUCUGUAAACGAACAUUCUUUUCAAGCUAAUUUAAUUUUGUAAUAAACUAGAUUUAUUAAGUAGUAGCUUGUCGAAUGCAAAGGUACUAACCACGAUUUAUUUUGCUUUUGAAAGCUCUUACAUAAUAAAAAUAUUUAGGCAAUAAAUUUGUGUUAAAAAGUUUUCUGUCUACAACGCCAUCUAGCGGCUACCUCUGUGGUAUGAUAACUAUAAAAGAUGCCUACGAAAAAAAUACAUAGAAGUUCGUGAAUUACUCUAGGAAUAGACAGGAUACUGCCAAAAACAAUAAAUUCUGCGUGAGUAUUUUUAUUAUACUUUUUAUAGAUAAAUAGAACAUUUCCUUCUAGUAAUAAUAGUUACUUAUUAAUAUUUUACGACAAAUAAUCAUUGUAACUUUUCUUAAAAUUACUGAAAUAUAAUGCAAUAGAUAUAUAAUUAUGGAAUAAAUAACUUUAUUUUUAAUAAUCACUUAAUUGUGGACUCCGAGAAAAAUUAUAGUCAAUUAUAUUUUAAUGUUUCGUAUUUUAAUGUGAUACAAUCCAAUACAUAAAUUGGCAUCACUAGACACUAAUUCCAAUUUACGCAGAUGAAGGUUCAAAUAAAACAAAAAUGUAUAAAGCAAUUUAAAAUUACUGUUUGGCUUGAAAAGCUAGAAAUGAUUGCGGGCUAAGCUCUGUAGUUUGUAUAGAGAAUUUAAUUACUUUUCAAUUAUUUUUAUAAUAAAAGUUGAAAUUGAA
Messenger RNA from Trichoplusia ni (cabbage looper), 5283 nucleotides. RefSeq lists its product as uncharacterized. The transcript has 4 exons. Bases 487 to 1713 code for a protein of 408 amino acids. Lineage: Eukaryota; Metazoa; Arthropoda; Insecta; Lepidoptera; Noctuidae. The record is from RefSeq and is a predicted model, not a curated record.